Molecule: messenger RNA, 2310 nt
Organism: Pseudomyrmex gracilis
Lineage: Eukaryota; Metazoa; Arthropoda; Insecta; Hymenoptera; Formicidae
Product: protein ST7 homolog
Exons: 2
Coding region: 291-1841 (516 amino acids)
Molecular function (GO): protein binding
Source: RefSeq, a predicted model, not a curated record
UACACGCGUUGCUAAGUGCGUUUGAAUACAAAGCUGUCAAGUGUCACCUCCGAGAGAGAGAGAGAGAGAGAUCUCGUUUUUUCUCACACCUCGCGGUGUGCGAAUUCGAGUGCGAACUCUUAACGCGAGAUCUGCCGCAGAGUAGAGAUCGCGGAGCCAUUCGCCACUCCGUGGGAUUGUUUCUUCUGAAUGACACCGUGAUCGUGAACCUUCUCUGUUUUCUUUCUAUAGCCGACAGAAAUAUUCCGAGCAAGAGUGCUCGCAACCGGCCAGUUCCUGGUUUGCGUUAAAUGGCUUUGCUAUUUACCAGCAUGUGGGACUCGUCGAUGUUUCUCAACACCCUCACUCCGAAGUUCUACGUCGCCCUUACCGGCACCUCGUCCCUCAUCUCCGGCGCGAUCCUCAUCUUCGAAUGGUGGUACUACAGCAAGUACGGUCACUCGUUCAUCGAGCACGUGUCCCUGACCCACAUCUCGCCGUGGCUGAACGGCGACAGCGGCAAUGACAGCAACAACACGGACCUUAACACCUCGGGCGGCUCUUCGAAUCAACAGAACGGUCUGGAACACAAGUUCUGGCGAAAUCCUAUAAGUCUGUUCAGAGGAGCGGAGUAUCAGCGGUUUUACUGGGCCACCAACAAAGACGCGCUGACGUUCAACGACAUGAACCUGUCCGCUCAGGAGCAUCAGACUUGUUUUACCUGCGACGGAGACGCAGGUAAAUACGAGUAUGAGAUUAUGCAGACAGCUUGGCGGCAGCCCAAUCCGGAUAUCAGAAUACAAGCUGCAAAAAAGGCGCUUGAGCACAAUCCCGAGUGUGCACCAGCUUAUAUUCUUCUCGCGGAGGAGGAGGCAACUACCAUUACGGAAGCGGAGAAAAUUCUGAAGCAAGCGCUCAAAGUGGCCGAGAACAAUCACAGAAAGUCGCAGAGCACCCAGCAUCAGGGUUCCAUAGCCGAGGCAAUACACAAACGGGACACGAACGUGCUGAUUUACAUUAAGAGACGACUGGCGAUGUGCGCGAGAAAGCUCGGCAAACUCAAAGAAGCGGUGAAGAUGUUUCGCGAUCUCAUGAAGGAAGUGCCGCCGGCCAUGCACACGUUGAGCAUCCACGAGAAUCUGAUCGAGGCGCUGCUGGAGAUGCAGGCGUACGCGGACGUGCAGGCCGUGCUGGCCAAGUUCGACGAUAUCAGCUUGCCCAAGUCGGCGACCAUCUGCUACACGGCGGCUCUGCUGAAAGCCCGAUUGGUGGCGGACAAGUUCUCGCCCGACAUCGCCAGCAAACGCGGUCUGACCACCGCCGAGAUGUCGGCGGUCGAGGCGAUCCAUCGGGCGGUCGAGUUCAAUCCGCACGUGCCCAAGUAUCUCCUCGAGAUGAAGCCGCUCAUUUUGCCGCCCGAACACGUGCUGAAGCGCGGCGACUCCGAGGCGAUCGCUUACGCGUUCUUCCAUCUGGCUCACUGGAAGCAGGUCGAGGGCGCCCUGAAUCUGCUCCACUGCACGUGGGAGGGCACGUUCAGGAUGCUGCCGUAUCCGCUCGAGCGCGGCCAUCUCUUCUAUCCGUAUCCGACGAGCACCGAGAAAUCCGAACGGGAACUUUUGCCCAAGUUUCACGAGGUCAGCGUCUACCCGAAGCGCGAACUGCCCUUCUUCAUUCACUUCACCGCCGGUCUGUGCUCAAUCACAGCUGUACUGGCACUGCUGACGCACCAGUAUCCGGACACUAUGGGCAUAAUCGCGCGCUCGCUUCUCGCCGGGCUGUCAAACCCGUUUUACUUCAUCUUCGACAAACUGGAAGCCAUCUUGCCGGCCAACUUACUGCAGCAGCUCUCUAGAAUAUAAGAUUUUGUCCUGAGAUCUCCGUUAAGUUAUUAAUUAAGGCUUGUGAUAUUCGCAAUACGAUUACGUAUGAUAGUUAUUGCUUCGCUUUCUCCCCGAUCUGUAGACGUCUCUCCUUCACAUAUAAAUGUGUCACAUGUGCGUACGUAUGAGAGAUUACGUAUCAGCUCCAGUUUCCAAUUCUCUCUCAUGAUCUAAUGUAUCAUUAAUAUCCUUCCCCACAGUAGUCGUGCAAUAUAUCUAAGUCGUGUUGUUUAUCUUGUGUGUGUUUUGUAAGUUAUCGAGUAAUUUCAGACGCAAGAGACGAUGUAACAAAUUAGACAUCUUUUUUCCGUCGACUCGAGAAUUAUCUCCUCGAGCGAUUUGCACAUUUCGACGAUAUGCACCGAUGAUGUGUGUGGAAAAAAAAGACGAUUGUUUUUGUUAUAUCUCUUUCUUUUGGAGUGCUGAAUAAACUUGGGGUGAUGUUUUA